Chelonia mydas (Green sea turtle) is the source of this 7050-nucleotide messenger RNA. RefSeq names its product myosin IG (gene MYO1G). The transcript has 27 exons. Bases 2112 to 5135 code for a protein of 1007 amino acids. Gene Ontology annotation, biological process: vesicle transport along actin filament; actin filament organization. Gene Ontology annotation, molecular function: actin filament binding; microfilament motor activity; ATP binding. Lineage: Eukaryota; Metazoa; Chordata; Testudines; Cheloniidae. The record is from RefSeq and is a predicted model, not a curated record. Gene Ontology annotation, cellular component: plasma membrane; cytoplasm; microvillus.
GACCCUACACAGGCACCAGGGAGACUAGUGCGCAGACGCAGAAGACAUGGCGGCCGAGAUUGAGCGUUGCGGCUGCUGCGGCGGCGCUGAAAUGAUCUCCAGUCUGUGGUUGGAGUGGCUGGGUCUGAGGAGUGCACAAUGCUGCUGAGCUAGAAAGGUAAAAAUUUCUGUGGGUUUGAACUGCAUCAAAGACAUUAAACCUCCCAGAUCAGUCCUCCCCAGUUCCUUUGACUGCCCCACGUGAGCAAGCCUUCCAGCAUGGCUGGGUCUGUGGUGACCCUGUUCAUUCCUGUAGUGCUUGCGAGAGCAGCCUGAGAUGGUUUGAGGCCUCGCUCUGCUCCUUUUCAGAGUGAGGUUAUAGAAAUUUCAGACAGGCCGAAUCAGGAAGCCAAAUCGCAUGAAGGCAGAACCACACAGAGCCUAAAACAUACAUGACCAGCCCUUAACCUGGCCUCCCAGUGUCUGCCCCACCCAGUGAUCUGUGAGCAUAAGUAGUGUGAAAAGCCAUGAGGCAUGAACAAAGUUUAUUGCAUAAGGAUGGUCAUAUUUAGGUCAGAGAAGGGAGUUACCUUACAAACUGAGAACCAGUGUUGACAAGGCCAAUUCAGUCUACCACAUCCACCCUGACUGAAUUGACCUUGUCAACAUAACUCCAUUCUCUUCAUGUGCCAGUAUAUUUAUGCCUGUAUCUGUAAUUUUCACUCCAUGCAUCUGAAGAAGUGGGGGGGGUUUACCCACAAAAGCUUAUGCCCAAAUAAAUCUGUUAGUCUUUGUGGUGCCACCGGACUCCUCAUUGUUUUUGUGGAUACAGACUAACACAAGUACCCCUCUGAUACUUUUCUGAACCUUGUUAUAGUCUUAGCCUUCACUACAUCCUCUGGCAAAGAGUUCCAUGGGUUGACUGUGCGUUGUAUGAAGAAAUACUUCCUUUUGUUUGUUUUAAACCUGCUGCCUAUUAAUUUCAUUCAGUGGCCCCCAGUUCUUGUGGUAUGGGAAGGAGUAAAUAACACUUCCUUCUUUACUUUCUUCACACCAGUCAUGAUUUUAUAGAUCUCUAUCAUAUCCCCCCUUAGUCGUCUCUUUUCCAAGCUGAAAAGUCCCAGUUUUAUUAAUCUCUCCUCAUAAGGCAGCCGUUCCAGACCCCUAAUCAUUUUUGUUGCCCUUUUUUGGACCUUUUCCGAGUCCACUAUAACUUGUUUGAGAUGGGGGAACCGCGUCAGCAUGCAGUAUUCCAGGUGUGGGCAUGCCAUGGAUUUAUAAAGCAGCAGUAUGAUAUUUUCUGUCUUAUUAUCUGUCCUUUUCUUAAUGAUUCCCAACAUUCCAUAGCAAAACCUGUUCUGUGCCCUCCUUUGGUCUCCUGCAGCCCCUUUCAAUCUGGAUUAUUGUGUGAGGAUUUGUAGGACAGAUUCUUGCACUCGUAAUUUUUUGCUCCACAAUAACAUAAUAAAUUUUCAUGUCUAAAGUUGCAUUUACAGUGUUACCACAUCUUGUCUUCCUGCCUGCAGCUUGUGGCUUCCCUGUCUCUGCGCUGGUCACAUGGAACCGCUCAUGCUUUGGAAAGUGGAAUUGGUAGAAAUGAUCUCCAGUCUGUGGUUGGAGUGGCUGGGCCUGAGGAGUGCACAAUGCUGCUGAGCUAGAAAGCUUGUGGCUUCCCUGUCUCUGUGCUGGUCACAUGGAAGUGCUCAUGCUAUGGAAAGUGGAAUUAUUAGGUCUCGGACGGCUGCAUGCAGGGGGAUGGCAAAGCAACUCCAGGUCAGCGGAACUGGGCGAACGAUGGCUGUCCUGCUACGUGGGUGAUUCCCUCAGUUGAUGCUCAGAGCUCUGUCGUUCCCAUGGACCUGCCAGGGCGGCGUCUCGCCUGGAUGGGCUGGUGCCUCUGUCCCUGCACCCACGUGCUGCGCUAGCCCCGAAGGAUCACGCUAGCCCCCAAGGAUCUCGCUCGCCAAGCCGACCCUUACCAUAGAACCCAUUGCUCCACCUGGCGCUCAGAAUGGCGUCUGGAAUGAGGGCGCUGCCCACCUGUGUGACUCAGGAGCGCCCCCUAAAGGCCAUAGUGUGUGCGGCUGGUGCUCGCUCCCCCGCCGCCCAGCCUCUCGCCGUCCCCCAGCGGCAUGGCCGAGCAGGAGAGCCUGGAGUUCGGCAAGGCCGACUUUGUCCUCCUGGACCAGGUGACCAUGGAGCACUUCAUGGAGAACCUGAAGCUGAGGUUCGAGAUGGGGCGAAUUUACACCUAUAUCGGUGAGGUGGUGGUCUCCAUGAACCCCUACAAGCAGACACAGCUCUACGGGAAGGACGUGAUUGAGCAGUACCAGGGCCGGGAGCUGUACGAGCGGCCGCCGCACCUCUAUGCCGUGGCCGACGCCGCCUACAAGGCCAUGAAACGCCGAGCCAAAGACACCUGCAUCGUCAUCUCAGGGGAGAGUGGUGCUGGGAAGACGGAGGCCAGUAAAUACAUCAUGCAGUACAUUGCGGCCAUCACUAACCCCAGCCAGAGGGAAGAGGUGGAGAGGGUGAAGAAUGUGCUGCUCAAGUCCAACUGCGUCCUGGAGGCCUUCGGCAAUGCCAAGACCAACCGCAACGACAACUCCAGCCGCUUCGGCAAAUACAUGGACAUCAACUUCGACUUCAAGGGGGACCCCACCGGUGGCCAUAUCAACAACUACCUCCUGGAGAAGUCUCGCAUCCUCCACCAGCAGCCAGGCGAGAGGAACUUCCACUCCUUCUACCAGUUGCUUCUCGGGGCCUCGGACGCUCAGCUGGCCUCCCUCCAUCUCUGCAGAGACCCUGCAGCCUACCGCUUCACCAGCGAGGGCGCCAGCAACAACCUGCUGGCCAGUGAUCAGUCCAACUUCAAGGCCGUGGCAGAUGCCAUGAAGGUGAUCGGCUUCAGCCCGGAGGAGAUUGACUCGGUCUACAAGAUCCUGGCUACUAUUUUACACCUGGGCAACGUGAGCUUUGUCACCGAGGGAGAUGCCGUGGAGAUAGAGAACAGGGAGCUGGUCUCCCAGCUGGCGGAGCUGACCUCCACCCGGCCGGAGAGCCUGCUGAGAACCCUGCUGUACCGUGCGGUGGCCACGGGCGGCGGGGAGGUGAUCGAGAAGGGUCACAGCGCCAAGGAAGCCAACUAUGCCAGGGACGCCUGCGCCAAGGCCAUCUACGAGCGGCUUUUCUGCUGGAUCGUGGGGCGCAUCAACACCAUCAUCGAGGUGAAGAACUAUGACGCCCGGCUCCACGGCAAGAACACCGUCAUCGCUGUGCUGGACAUCUACGGCUUCGAGAUCUUCAAAAGCAACAGCUUCGAGCAGUUUUGCAUCAAUUACUGUAACGAGAAGCUGCAGCAGCUGUUCAUCGAGCUGAUCCUGAGGCAGGAGCAGGAGGAGUAUCAGCGGGAAGGCAUUGAGUGGCAGCAUAUCGAGUACUUCAACAACCAGAUCAUCGUGGACCUGGUGGAGCAGCCGCACAAGGGCAUCAUCUCCAUCCUGGACGAGGCCUGCCUGACCGGGGGCCAGGUCACCGACGCCAUGUUCCUGGAGUCCAUGAACACCAAGCUGGGCAAGCACCCCCACUACACCAGCCGCAAGCUCUGCACCACCGACAAAUCCAUGGAGUUCGGCCGGGAUUUCCGCAUCAAGCACUACGCCGGGAACGUCACGUACUCGGUGGAGGGGUUUAUCGACAAGAACAAGGACACCCUCUUCCAAGAUUUCAAGCGGCUGAUGUACAACAGCACGGACCCUGUCCUGAGGGACAUGUGGCCAGAGGGCGAGGUCAGCAUCACCGAGGUGACCAAGCGCCCCCUGACGGCUGCCACCCUCUUCAAGAACUCCAUGGUGGCGCUGGUGGAGAACCUGGCCUCCAAGGAGCCGUACUACGUGCGCUGCAUCAAGCCCAACGACCAGAAGUCACCGCUGCUCUUUGACGCCGAGCGCUGCCGCCACCAGGUGGAGUAUCUGGGCCUCCUGGAGAACGUGCGGGUCCGGCGGGCCGGCUUCGCCUACCGGCAGCCCUACGGCCGCUUCCUGCUCAGGUAUAAGAUGACCUGCGAGUACACGUGGCCCAACCACCUCAUGCCCACGGACCAGGAGGCCACGCAGGCCCUCAUCGACCAGCACGGCUUCCAGGAUGACGUGGCCUAUGGCCACACCAAGCUCUUCAUCCGCAUGCCCCAGACUCUCUUCUGCCUGGAGCAGGAGCGGGCCCAGCUCAUCCCCAUCAUCGUGCUCCUGCUGCAGAAGGCGUGGCGGGGGGCCCUGGCCCGGCGGCGCUGCCGGUACCUGCGUGCCAUCUACACCAUCAUGGGUUACUACAAGCGGCUCAAGGUGAAGACAUACCUGCUGGAGCUGGUGCACCGCUUCCAGGCGGUGCGCAGCAUGGCCGACUACGGCAAGAGCGUGGAGUGGCCCGACCCACCGGCGGUGCUGGCGCAAUUCCAGGAGAACAGCAAGCUGCUCUUCCGCAGGUGGCGAGCCAGGCAGAUCGUGAAGAACAUCCCUCCCUCGGACAUGCCGCAGAUCCAGGCCAAGGUGGCGGCCAUGGAAGUGCUGCAGGGCUUGCGCAAAGACUGGGGUUGCCAGAGGAACUGGGGCCGGGAUUACCUGUCGUCGGUGGCUGAAAACCCUGUCAUGGCCGCCCAGUUCGCCAGGAGGGUGCAGGCCCUGAAGGACAAAGUGCACUUUGGCUCGGUGCUGUUCUCCUGCCAUGUCCGCAAGAUCAACCGCUUUAACAAGAGCAGGGACCGGGCCAUUCUCAUCACGGACCAGCACCUCUACAAGCUGGAGCCCAGGAAGGAGUACAAGGUGAUGCGGACCCUGCCUCUGAGUAUGGUGACGGGGGUGAGCGUGACCAGCUGCCAAGACCAGCUGGUGGUGUUUCACACCCAGACCCACGACGACCUGGUCAUCUGCUUCCAUAAGAUGCAGCCGGAAGAGGACAACCGAGUUGGGGAGCUGGUGGGGGUGCUGGUGGACCACUUCAAAACGACGAAGCGCGAGCUGCAGGUGCGCGUGUCGGACUGCAUCCAGCUGAGCCUGCGCGGGAGGAAGAGGCUGGUUGCCGUGCAGACGCGCCACGAACUGGCCUUCCCCGAUUUUGGCAAGAGCCGGGACGGCUUUGUGCUUUACUGUCCCAGGAGAUGAGCCAGGGCCACCCGGCGGGUCCUGGCUGGACGGCGGGGGGGAGGGUCUGCUUGGCUCCCAACCCAGACCCGCCUUUCCCCGCCGGGAGGAGCUGGGACACAGGGCCCUGCUCAGCAUUGGGCCUCCCUUCCUUUGGUUUUUCGCUAGGAGUUUGUAACCUUUUAUUAAGUGAGUUCAUUGCUGUGGACGGAGCCAGCCGGAGCCUGGAGCCCGCCAGCGCCAGAGGGCAGCAGCAUUCUGGGCCCCCCCACCCUGCCUGCUGCCGACGGGCCCCGCUCCAGACACACCGCCAGGGUGACGGCCUGCAGGGCCCAUGUAGCUCAAACCCCACAGCUGUGGGACACCCCCAGAUAUGCAUGAACCGCAGUGAGGCUCGUACCAGACACACAGCUUGGAAUGGGGGACACAGAGGCACAGAGGCUCCGGGAGCAGCUUUGCAAGGAGCACCCCAGAGACAUGCCCGAGUCACUGUCCAGACUGCAGUGGAAGGGCGCACGGGCAGCCCCAAGGUGGGGAGAGACAGUCACCCAGGCCGGCCCCCCCCAGGAAAGCCCCUCUCUGCAUCACCCAGGCAGCCCUUGUCUCCCAGUUCAAGCCUGUAGCACUGCUGAGGUUGAAUUGAUCCGUAGCCGCUCUGCUGAAGCUGCCACCAUGUAGGCCAGUCAGCACCUACAGCAGUGAUGUUUGCAGGGGGUGCUGUCUGGGGGGGAUGGGGCCGAGCCCCCCACAACUGCUAGAGGCUCUGCCCUUGCAUAGCAUGGAGCCAGCGUCCCAGGGCUCCUCUCCUCGGUGGUCCUCUGGGCUGCUGGCUUGGGGGAUGAUGUCCUCACCCUCUCUCCUCCGUGGGUUCCCCUGGCUCUGUGGCCCCUGGGUUCCCCGCUCACCAACUGCUCCUUGAGCAGCUCUUCUGCCCCCUCUGUUGGCAGCUGCCCCGGCUCUCUCCUCUUCCCCCUCUUUGCUGACUCCCCACCCCCAAUCUUUUGCCACCUGCCUGCUCCCGCCUCCCCGAGGUUUCCCCAGCCAGCCCCUGUGCUGAGCUCGUGGUCUUCCCACCCAACCCUCCUCUCGCGGCUGCCCCAACCGGCCCUUCUCAGAACUCCUUGCCCCCUGGCCUGCUCUCCUCCGGCUCUUCUUAAGUCCUGUCCUUCCUCUCCGAAUCCCUCCAAUCCAUCCUCCCCCCUCCCUCGCAACCACUGCUCCCCGGUCACCUCCUCUCCCCACAUCACCCCCACCCUGUCCAUCCAACAUGCAGGAGCCAAGAUCUCCCCCUUCCCCCGCAUUGGCCACCUCCCCCCCGUCCCCUACUCCUACUCCCAUUCAUUCUGCUUCUUUUUACCCUCUCCUUUCAACUGCUCCCAUGAUCAGCCCCUUCUCCCACCCCUGGCUUCACACCUUCAGCCACUCUCAGAGCAGCCCUCAGCCCUGCAUGCACCUACUCCCUCCAUGUACAGGGGAUAGAAAGGAAUGUCCCUUCCCUGAGCAGAGGCAGGACUCUUAUAUCCCAGUCCCCUUCCCAGCAUUCAUUGCUGCCAGGCCUACAAUUCCUAUCAGUUCGGGGAACUACACCUCCCAGAAUUCUCUUGUUGUGGGCUGAGUCCUUAAAGGGCCAGCAACACAUCUCAACCUCCAUUUUUCCCAUAAGGCUCCUCUGCUGAUCUCCUGACCGCUGCGCCCCCCCCAUCCCCCAACACACCCCUUCUCGUGUUUGAAGAUUUGCCCCAAGGGUUGUCUUUGGGUAGGAUUGUAAACUCUUCUGAGCACUGACCUUUCUUACAGCCCCAGGCAUGCUUCGGCUGCUCUAGAAAUGAUAAGGCCAGUACAGAUAACGGGCCCCACAGGCUUCAGGAGCUCUUCGCAGCAAGGAAAUGCCAACAACGCUGUACAGCUUGUGAAUAAAAAGAGCUGUGUUUUCCUG